This is a messenger RNA of Dichomitus squalens LYAD-421 SS1, 2199 nucleotides long. Its product is annotated as alcohol oxidase. The coding region runs from base 52 to 2010 and encodes 652 amino acids. The record is from RefSeq and is a predicted model, not a curated record. The transcript has 11 exons. Gene Ontology annotation, molecular function: flavin adenine dinucleotide binding; oxidoreductase activity, acting on CH-OH group of donors. NCBI's taxonomy places the organism in Eukaryota, Fungi, Basidiomycota, Agaricomycetes, Polyporales, Polyporaceae.
GGCUCCCAUCUCUAAUUUUACCGCUGCUCACCUGCUCGCCCGCGCGCUGACAUGGGUCACCCAGAGGAAGUCGAUGUCAUCGUAUGCGGUGGUGGUCCCGCUGGGUCCGUCGUUGCUGGCCGUCUCGCCUAUGCCGACCCCACCCUCAAGGUCAUGCUCAUUGAGGGUGGUGCAAACAACCGCGAUGACCCCUGGGUGUACCGCCCCGGUAUUUACGUGCGCAACAUGCAGCGCGAUGGGGUGAAUGACAAAGCCACGUUCUACACGGACACCAUGAAGUCGUCGUACCUCCGUGGUCGCCAGGCCAUCGUGCCUUGCGCGAAUAUCUUAGGCGGUGGUUCCAGUAUCAACUUCCAGAUGUACACUCGUGCAUCCGCUUCCGACUGGGACGACUUCAAGAUGGAGGGCUGGACCGCGAACGACCUCCUCCCCCUCAUGAAGCGUCUCGAGAACUACCAGAAGCCGGUGAACAACGACACUCACGGCUACGACGGCCCUAUCGCCAUCAGCAACGGUGGACAGAUUCAGCCUGUGGCUCAAGACUUCCUCCGCGCAGCGCACGCCAUUGGCGUUCCCUAUAGCGAUGAUAUUCAGGAUCUGAAGACCGCUCACGGCGCUGAGAUCUGGGCGAAGUAUAUCAAUCGCCAUACCGGCCGUCGUUCCGAUGCCGCAACUGCGUAUGUCCACAGCGUCAUGGACGUGCAGAGUAAUCUCUAUCUCCGCUGCAACGCGCGCGUCAACCGCGUCCUCUUCGACGGGAACAACAAGGCCGUCGGUGUCGCCUAUGUGCCUUCGCGCAAUCGUGCGAACAAUGGGCAGGUCGUCGAGACCAUCGUCAAGGCUCGCAAGAUGGUCGUGUUGAGCUCCGGUACGCUCGGUACUCCGCAGAUCCUCGAGCGCUCUGGUGUCGGUAACGCCGAGCUCCUGAACAAGCUGAACAUCCCCGUCGUUAGUGACCUCCCGGGCGUCGGUGAGGAGUACCAGGACCAUUACACUACUCUCUCCAUCUAUCGUGUCUCGAAUGAGACGUCGACCCUCGACGACUUCCUCCGUGGCGACAAGGAGGUCCAGAAGGAGCUCUUCGCCGAGUGGGAGACCAGCCCGGAGAAGGCGCGCCUCUCAUCGAACGCCAUCGACGCUGGAUUCAAGAUCCGUCCCACCGAGGAGGAGCUGAAGGAGAUGGGCCCCGAGUUCAACGAGCUCUGGGACCGCUACUUCAAGGACAAGCCCGACAAGCCUGUCAUGUUCGGCUCCAUCGUCGCGGGCGCAUACGCGGACCACUCCCUCCUCCCGCCUGGAAAGUACGUCACGAUGUUCCAGUACCUCGAGUACCCCGCGUCGCGCGGCAAGAUCCACAUCAAGAGCGCCAACCCAUACGUCGAGCCGUUCUUUGACUCCGGCUUCAUGAAUAACAAGGCCGACUUCGCGCCGAUCCGCUGGAGCUAUAAGAAGACGCGUGAGGUCGCCCGCCGCAUGGAUGCUUUCCGCGGGGAGCUCGCCUCGCACCACCCGCACUUCCACCCCGACUCAUCUGCGGCAUGCCGCGACAUCGAUAUCAAGACCGCGAGGGAGAUACUCCCGAACAGCUUGACCGUCGGUAUCCACAUGGGUACGUGGCACCGCCCGUCGGAGCCCUUCGACGCGUCGAAGGUGCACGAGGACAUCAAGUACACCGAGGAGGAUGACAAGGCCAUCGACGACUGGAUUGCGGACCACGUCGAGACCACCUGGCACUCGCUCGGCACUUGCGCAAUGAAGCCGCGCGAGCAGGGUGGUGUUGUCGACAAGCGUCUCAACGUCUACGGUACGGAGAACCUCAAGUGCGUCGACCUCUCGAUAUGCCCAGAUAACCUCGGCACGAACACGUACUCGUCCGCCCUCUUGGUCGGCGAGAAGGGCGCUGACCUCAUUGCUGAGGACCUCGGCCUCAAGCUUCGUCUCCCUCAUGCCCCUGUUCCGCAUGCCCCCAUCCCGACCGGCAAGCCCGCGUCUCCGCAGGCGCGGCGGUGAAGCCCUUAGGCGGUUCAUGUUGCUCGCUUGUGACCCAUAAGCAAACAAGCUGUAAUUCUACCCUUCUCGCAGGAGACACUGUAUUCUCCACCCAACAGUCUAUGUAUGUACCACCAGCGCAUGUACCAUCGAGUUAUGUUGUAUGUACGAAUAGCCUACCCUAAGCAAUCUCCAUACCAUGCCCUCUGA